AUCAUACUUCGAAGCAGACGAACCUACAACCACAUCCUGUGUCAAUGUCACGUGCCGACGUGCGUCAUUAUUCAGUGCAUUACCCGCGGAAGAUAUUAAUACUUUCACCAACGAUGUUACAUGUGCAUUUUCUACCGCCAGGUAUUGCAGUGAGCAGAGUUGAAAUCCAAGCCACAUUGUGUCAACCGGUUGAAUUUCAUCAAUACCUUUAUUAGUGACUUACACAUAAUAUUUUGGACAUAAUUUGGAUGUUACUGUGCGUCGGUAUCCUCGUUGCUCAGAUGAGCUGCGCCUUAACGCUAUGCAUCUUCUCACACGUAAAUGCAAUGGGGGGAAGUACGAAUUUACGCCUGAAACAUUUGUACGGAAACUGGGGGGGGAGAACCUGGUUAGCAGUGUGUUGUAUAUAAAGACGGGCACAAUUCGCAAUAAUACUGGGUGGCUGGCCACGGUCACCAGAUAUAUUAGGUGGAAGCAGUCUCGCUGAAAGUGAUCUCAUGCGGUCCCGAAGUUCACUUGGACGUGCUAAUGCACUGUUGGAAUAUAUAAAUAAACAUUAUGUUUCAUUAAAUGAUGACGAUAUGAAAAAGUAUGGAGCUGAGUUCAGAACGGUUUUGGAUUGUAUCAUUCAGAAAAUGAAAGAAAAGGACAAGAAGUUUAAUGAGUGUUACCAGAGAAUAUUUUUUGCUGGUAGUUACUGGGAUGGGCUUAAAGUUGGGAAACCAACAGAAUUUGAUGUUGACAUUGUAAUAAAGCUGCCCUUCAUUCGUAAUCUGAUUCAGGUUGAGCCAUGUGAAAGUCCCGCAUUUGUUAAAGUUAAAGUGGGUACACGACAACCUAAUUUCAGGAAACAGAAAAGCCAAAAAAAGAAGCCUCCCAAACAACCACCAAAAGAACCGCUAAACCAACCCAAUUUUGGCAAAAUGCUUCUCGAGUCAUUACUUGAUUAUCGACGAUACCUGACCCAGAGUCCAUUACGCACAUGGAUGGAAAGUGUGCUGCACCAGGCUCUUGGUUGUUUCCCACAGGAAGGUGAUUCAUGGGUGUUAUACGAUGAAAAGCAGCCAGGAAGGCAGUACAUGGUUAAGGUGAAAAAAAGUGGACCUGCUCUUACCCUGAACAUUGUUUUACUUGAUGGCUUCAGAAUGGAUGUUGAUCUUGUUCCAGUGAUAGAGCUUAGGUGCAGUGAACAUCUACCUUCUCAUUUUAAGUUACAGCAAUACAGUGAUAGGCAUAACACAUUUUUUAUAGUACCAAAGCCCAACAAGCGACUUCCAAAAGCUGACGAUUGUUGGAGGUUGGCAUUUCAUGAACAAGAAAGGGCUGUGCUAGCCACAUAUGGAGCUGGGAUAAUGAAACCAGUUUGCCGUCUUCUGAAGAAAUUGAGAGACACAUUGGAUAUGCCAAUGCUUGCCAGUUAUUAUUUGAAGACCCUGGUAAUGAAGGUGAUUUCAGAGCAGGAAGACGACAGGUUUUUCCGCAACUCUUUAGUAAGCCUCUUUGUGCAUAUGCUGGUAGUACUCAAACAUCAGCUAGGAUUAGGAAGCAUUAAUUACUUUUGGGAUGAAAACUACAAUCUUCUUGAAGGAUAUCACAGGGAAGCAGUGAGGCAUUGUUAUGGAAGAAUAAAAAAUGUUGUUGAAGACAUACAGAAACAUAUUGAGAUGGAUCCAUUAGUACUUGCACGUAAUAUCUUAAAUGAUGAGGAAUUUCGGAGUCUGCCAUUAGAUAUAGUGGAGUAUGCGUGAUAGAAGAACUUACUUGUUUCCUGGAACAAAAUCUAUGGAAUUCCAUUCUGAAAUAUUGAUGUGGACAGCUUCUGAAGACUUCUAUUAUAAUUUGCCAAAAUAAGUUAGUUGCAAAACCAAGUGAAAUGUGCAUUUUAUUUAUUUAUUUAUUCCAUCAUGUUACAUAACAAUAAACAGAAUAUCUGUUGUGGCAGAUGAAAGAUGUCACUGAACCAAACGGUACGAAACUUUGCUUUUUUUACUUUAUAAAAUAUUCUGUUGUGAAUUGUAGUUUGUACAGAAAAUAGUAGUAAAGAAAAUGUUUUUCAUUUCAGGAUUUGAUGGUUUUAUAAAGAAGUUUUUUUUCUGUACUCAGAUGAAAAUUGGUACUACCCCUAAAAGUACAAAAUUAAUUUAUUAUUUAUGUUUGUAAAUGUAGAAAAAAGUCUUGUAUUUAUGAAAUUUUUCAGCUGCAGCACUCAGAGUUAAAGUAACCUCAAAGUUGUAUUGAAUUUUGAGAGAU
Schistocerca nitens (vagrant locust) is the source of this 2250-nucleotide messenger RNA. RefSeq names its product cyclic GMP-AMP synthase-like receptor. Lineage: Eukaryota; Metazoa; Arthropoda; Insecta; Orthoptera; Acrididae. The transcript is spliced from 12 exons. Bases 498 to 1748 code for a protein of 416 amino acids. The record is from RefSeq and is a predicted model, not a curated record.